AUGAAGUACCAACAGAUUUCAGUCGAUUUUAUAAGUAUGGUGUUCACUGCUUGUUCGUACCUGGCACUUGCUGGAGCUGUUUGGAUAUUCUUGAGACUCAUCCAGGCGUGCUUUUGGUUACCACGGCAUCUAAAAAGGCAAAAUAAUGUCCAGCAAAUGCUACGAGACAAGAUGGAGAAUUAUGAGAAGUACAUACUGGAAUGCGAGGAAAAGGAAAAGAUUGAGCAAGAAAUGCAAGGCGAUGAUGCCAAGCCAAAUCCCGAGCAAGCAGAGAAAUGGAAGGAACGAAGAGAAUGCCUGGAGUUGCUGAAGAGGGAAUUAAGCAAGAUUCGCGAUAGUGGUGACGAUUCUCAAGACUGGGACUAUCUCCUGGAUGAUGAGGGGAUGAAGGACGAAGGGGUUACCAUCACGGAAAUUCAAGACGAUGUAAUUUCCAAAGAUGAACAUAAUGGCAAGAUAAACAAAGACAUGAGCGAGACCAAGCAAGUGGUCGGGUUAAAAAAGAAGAAAAACAAAUAA
This is a messenger RNA of Eufriesea mexicana, 519 nucleotides long. RefSeq lists its product as uncharacterized. The record is from RefSeq and is a predicted model, not a curated record. NCBI's taxonomy places the organism in Eukaryota, Metazoa, Arthropoda, Insecta, Hymenoptera, Apidae. The transcript has 2 exons. The coding region runs from base 1 to 519 and encodes 172 amino acids.